AUGCCCGAGCCGCCAAAGGACGACAUCUACAGCCAGGUUCUAGCCAUGCCCUGGCCAACGCCAAGCGGUCCAUCACCAGGGAUUGAGUUCCAGCCGAUCUUUCCGCCAACGCGCUCCGAGCUGCUCAGCGACUGGCCAACGUUCGUCCCAGACAUUCAUCGGCCCCACUUCAACUUCUCGGAAACCGCGGCCGACGCACGGAGCCGCAUCGAUGUGCCGAAUCUUUACAUGCCCGAGCCGACGGUGGAACCGAGGGCCGCCGCGCCACCGCCAAUUAAGCCACCCGGGAAGCUGCUGACCGCGCAGCCUUAUCAGCUGUUCAGCGGCCCUUCGCUGCUCAUCGGCGAGACGCUCAUGGCCAACCGAAAUCUGCCCAACAAAUUC
Mesorhabditis spiculigera is the source of this 384-nucleotide messenger RNA. The record is from the annotation of a GenBank genome assembly. NCBI's taxonomy places the organism in Eukaryota, Metazoa, Nematoda, Chromadorea, Rhabditida, Rhabditidae.